This is a messenger RNA of Caenorhabditis auriculariae, 586 nucleotides long. Lineage: Eukaryota; Metazoa; Nematoda; Chromadorea; Rhabditida; Rhabditidae. The record is from the annotation of a GenBank genome assembly.
AUGGCGAGGUUUUGGUGUUUCUUGGCGGUUCUACUGAUGUUAACAGCCUUCUCUUCCGCCCAAUUCAUGUACCCCUACGCCGGGAUAUCUCCCUCCGCCUAUCCUACCGUCUACGGCCCCACCUACAACUACCCGAGGUACGGCUACUCCUACGGCGCCCCAGUUUCCUCAAUCUAUUAUCGUCGAUAAACAUCUCAUGAAACUCGUAUCUAUUCACAAAAUAUAUAUUUCGAAGAAGCACCGAAAAAGUGGAACACGUACAGUAUGGGAAGUUGAAGUUGAUAUCCAUUAAAACAGGCUCAGAAAAUCGAUAAUAAUUAUAAUAAAGUGUGACAGAAAUAUUUCCAACGGUGAGCGACGAGAUAGGGGAAUAAAACGGUUACCGGUCGGGUUAUAAGGCGAAAAAUGAGAGAGGGAACGAAAAAAUAUCCGUGCAAUACUAUAUAUAUAUAUAUAAUUCAAACGAGCAAGGGACUAAAACGGAAACAAUAAAAAUACCUCGUCCAAUUUGUUCUAAUUUUCAAUUAAGGAUAUUAUUUACAAAAACGCUAAAUUUACAAAGUUUGUUGGACAAAAGGAGGAAUAG